AGUUCAUCUAUGUGAACUAGCUCACCCUAUGUGUAGUAAAAAUUUGUUUGUCUCAGUGAGACAGCCUGCUUUUAAAAGCAGGCUUAAAGGUGAAUGUUCGAUCUGAAUGAGUUUUCUUUUUGGCUCCACAGAAUGUAUUUAACCGACAACUCUGUCUAGAACAUGAUGAGAAGCUGGUAUCCUAUCUCUCUCUAUUACGUGACAUUGAAAUGAGGACCAAACAGAUUAAACCUCUGGACCUAAACCUGGCAGAGCUACAGGACUUGCUGUGUCAGGCCAAGGUAUUAGACAGGGAGCUAAAGGAUCUGUCCACCUUGGUGAAUCAGGAAUUAGAAUGUGUCAAUCAGAUUAUCAUCAGCCAGCCUCAAGAAGUCCCUGCUCAACUGUUGAAGGCUCUAGAGAAAGAUGCCAAGAAUCUUCAAAAGUCCCUCAGCUCUGUGAGUGAUACCUGGAGUUCCAGAUUCCUCCACCUCCAGAGUGCUGUGGAAGUAAAAAAGACUAGAGUGUUAAGUCAGCACGAACAGCUAGAAGGCAGUCUUCAAGAUCUGAGAGCCUGGGUUGGCAGUACCAAUCUUCUUCUGAACAGCGAGGAAUAUAGUGAGGAAACAAACACUGACAGCCUGAAACACUGCCUCCAGCAAUAUGAGGAUUUGAAGCAGCCCAUGGCUGAAAGGAAAUCUCAGCUGGAUGCUCUUGCUUUUGAUAUUCAGUUCUUUAUCUCGGAGCACGCGCAGGACCUAUCCCCUCAGCAGAACCGGCAGAUGCUGAGGCUUCUGAAUGAACUGCAGAGGUCCUUCCAGGACCUUGUGGAGCAGACCGCAGCUCAGAUGGAUGCCUUGCAGGGCCAUUUUCAACAAAUGGAGCAGGCAGCCCAGGUCAAGACCCUGCAGAAACAACAAAAUACCUGUCACCAGAAACUGGAGGAUCUUUGCAACUGGCUAGGACAGGCAGAAAGUGCAUUGGCAGGUCACCAAGGUAGAGCCACCCAGCAGGAUCUCUCUGCCUUGCAGAAGAACCAGAGUGACUUGAAGGAUUUACAGGACGACAUUCAGAAUCGGGCCACCUCAUUUGCCAGUGUUGUCAAAGAUAUCGAAGGGUUCCUGGAAGAGAACCAGGCCAAGCUGAGCCCCCAUGAGUUGACAGCUCUUCGGGAGAAGCUUCAUCAGGCUAAGGAGCAGUAUGAGGCUCUCCAGGAACGGACGCGGGUGGCCCAGAAGGAGCUGGAGGAAGUGGUGACCUCAGCUGUACAGCAAGAAACUGAAAAGUGUACACGAUUGGGCUCUCACCUGCACGUGCUCCUAGGCCAGUACCAGCAGUUCCAGAGCUGUACUGACAGCCUGCAGGCCUGGAUACAGGCCUGUGAGGCCAAUGUGGAGAAGCUCCUCUCAGAUACUAUUGCCUCGGACCCUGGAGUUCUGCAACAGCAGCUUGCAACGACAAAGAAGGCAAUUGCCCGAUCUCAGAGUGUCCAGGAAAGCCUGGAGAGCUUGUUGCAGUCCAUCAGGGAAGUUGAACAAAACCUGGAGGAGGAGCAGGUGGUAUCCUUGUCAUUGGGCGUCAUCCAGGAAGCCCUGGCCACGAACAUGAAAUUGAAGCAGGACAUUGCUCGGCAAAAGAGCAGCUUGGAGGCCACCCGUGAGAUGGUGACGCGAUUCAUGGAGGCCGCAGACAACACCACGGCUGCAGUGCUGCAGGGCAAACUGGCAGAGGUGAGCCAGCGCUUCCAACAGCUCUGUCUGCAGCAGCAAGAGAAGGAGAGCUCCCUGAAGAAGCUUCUGCCCCAGGCAGAGAUGUUUGAACAUCUCUCUGAUAAGCUGCAGCAAUUCAUGGAAAACAAAAGCCGGAUGCUAGCCUCUGGAAAUCAGCCAGAUCAAGAUAUUGCACAUUUCUUCCAGCAGAUCCAGGAGCUCAAUUCAGAAAUGGAAGAUCAACAGGAGAACCUUGAGACUCUCGAGAACCUGGUCACAGAACUGAGCUCCUGUGGCUUUGCCCUCGACCUAUCCCAGCACCAGGACAGGGUACAGAAUCUCAGAAAGGACUUCACAGAGCUACAGAAGACAGUUAAAGAAAGGGAGGAAGAUGCAUCAUCUUGUCAGGAGCAAUUGGAUGAAUUUCGGAAGCUGGUUAGGACCUUCCAAAAAUGGCUGAAGGAAACUGAAGGGAAUAUUCCACCUACAGAGACUUUUAUGAGUACUAAAGAGCUGGAAAAGCAGAUUGAACACCUGAAGGGUCUUCUAGAUGACUGGGCAAGUAAGGGAAGUUUGGUGGAAGAAAUCAACUGCAAAGGCACUUCUUUAGAAAAUCUCAUCGUGGAGAUCACAGCACCUGAUUCCCAAGCCAAGACAGAUCUGACGGAGAUCCAGUGUGACAUGUCAGAUGUAAACUUGAAAUAUGAGAAACUGGGGGGAGUGCUUCAGGAACACCAGGAAAGCCUUCAGGCUGUCCUCAGCAGAAUGCAGGAAGUUCAGAAGGAAGCAGGCUCAGUGCUGCAGUGGCUGGAAUCAAAAGAGGAAGUCCUGAAAGCCAUGGAUGCCUCUUCAUCUCCAACCAAGCCAGAAACAGUGAGAGCCCAAGCUGAAUCUAACAAGGCCUUCCUGGCUGAAUUGGAACAGAAUUCUCCAAAAAUCCAAAAAGUAAAGGAAGCCCUGGCUGGAUUACUGAUGACAUAUCCCAACUCACAAGAAGCACAAAACUGGAAGGAAAUGCAAGAGGAACUCAAUUCCCGAUGGGAAAGGGCCACCGAAGUGACCAUGGCCCGGCAAAGGCAGCUGGAGGAAUCUGCAAGUCAUCUGGCCAGCUUCCAGGCUGCAGAAUCCCAGCUCCGGCCCUGGCUGAUGGAGAAGGAACUGAUGAUGGGGGUGCUGGGGCCCCUGUCUAUUGACCCCAACAUGCUGACUGCACAAAAGCAGCAGGUCCAGUUUAUGCUGAAGGAGUUCGAAGCACGCAGGCAACAGCAUGAGCAACUGAAUGAGGCAGCUCAGGGCAUCCUAACAGGCCCUGGAGAUGUCUCUCCAUCCACCAGCCAAGUACAGAAAGAACUCCAGAGCAUCAAUCAGAAGUGGAUUGAGCUGACUGACAAACUCAAUUCCCGUUCCAGCCAAAUUGACCAAGCUAUUGUCAAAAGCACCCAGUACCAAGAACUGCUCCAGGACUUAUCAGAGAAGGUCAAGGCAGUGGGGCAGCGACUAAGUGGCCAGUCGGCCAUCAGUACCCAACCUGAGGCAGUGAAGCAGCAACUAGAGGAGACCAGUGAGAUUCGAUCUGAUGUGGAGCAGCUGGACCAUGAGAUUAAGGAGGCACAGACACUUUGCGAUGAGCUCUCAGUACUCAUUGGGGAGCAGUACCUCAAGGAUGAGCUGAAGAAGCGUCUGGAGACAGUUGCCCUGCCUCUCCAAGGUUUAGAAGACCUUGCAGCUGAUCGCAUGAACAGACUCCAGGCAGCUCUUGCCAGCACCCAGCAGUUCCAGCAAAUGUUUGAUGAGCUGAGAACCUGGUUGGAUGACAAACAAAGCCAGCAAGCGAAAAACUGCCCAAUUUCUGCAAAAUUGGAGCGGUUACAGUCUCAGCUCCAGGAGAAUGAAGAGUUUCAGAAGAGCCUUAAUCAACACAGUGGUUCCUAUGAGGUGAUUGUGGCCGAAGGAGAAUCUCUGCUUCUUUCUGUACCUCCUGGAGAAGAGAAAAAGACUUUACAAAACCAGUUGGUUGAGCUCAAAAGCCACUGGGAAGAGCUUAGUAAAAAAACUGCAGACAGACAAUCCAGGCUCAAGGACUGUCUGCAGAAAGCUCAGAAAUAUCAGUGGCAUGUGGAAGACCUCGUGCCAUGGAUAGAAGAUUGUAAGGCUAAGAUGUCGGACUUGCAGGUCACUCUGGAUCCGGUGCAGCUAGAGUCCAGUCUCCUGAGAUCAAAGGCUAUGCUGAGUGAGGUGGAAAAGCGCCGCUCCCUGCUAGAAAUCCUGAACAGUGCUGCUGACAUUCUGAUCAACUCCUCAGAAACGGAUGAAGAUGAUAUCCGGGAUGAGAAGGCUGGGAUCAACCAGAACAUGGAUUCCAUUACAGAAGAACUACAGGCCAAAACAGGGUCUCUUGAAGAAAUGACUCAGAGGCUCAAGGAGUUCCAGGAAAGCUUUAAAAAUAUCGAAAAGAAGGUUGAAGGGGCCAAACACCAACUUGAGAUCUUUGAUGCUUUAGGCUCUCAAGCCUGUAGCAACAAGAACCUGGAGAAGCUAAGAGCUCAACAGGAAGUGCUGCAGACCCUGGAGCCCCAGGUAGACUAUCUGAGGAACUUCACUUGGGGCCUGGUAGAAGAUGCCCCAGAUGGAUCUGAUGCUUCCCAACUUCUUCAUCAAGCCGAGGUCACCCAGCAAGAGUUCCUGGAAGUGAAGCAAAGAGUGAACAGCAGUUGCAUGACGAUGGAAAACAAGCUGGAGGGGAUUGGUCAGUUUCACUGCCGAGUCCGAGAGAUGUUUUCUCAGCUGGCGGACCUGGACGAUGAACUAGACGGCAUGGGUGCCAUCGGCAGAGACACCGAUAGCCUUCAGUCCCAAAUUGAGGAUGUACGGCUAUUCCUCCACAAAAUCCAAGCCCUCAGGUUAGACAUAGAGGCCUCUGAAGCCGAGUGUCGGCAGAUGCUGGAGGAAGAGGGGACUCUGGACUUGUUAGGUCUCAAGAGGGAGCUCGAAGCCCUGAACAAGCAGUGUGGUAAACUGACAGAGAGGAGCAGGGCUCGCCAGGAGCAGCUGGAGCUGACGCUGGGCCGCGUGGAGGACUUCUACAGGAAGCUGAAAGCCCUCAAUGACAUGACCACGGCGGCAGAAGAGGGGGAGGCCCUCCAAUGGGUCGUGGGGACUGAAGUAGAUCUCAUCAACCAACAACUAGCAGAUUUUAAAGUAAGUCUUGCCCUUGCUUUUUAA
This is a messenger RNA of Leptonychotes weddellii (Weddell seal), 4910 nucleotides long. NCBI's taxonomy places the organism in Eukaryota, Metazoa, Chordata, Mammalia, Carnivora, Phocidae. The record is from RefSeq and is a predicted model, not a curated record.